AUGACUUUAAUGGGAGGUAUCUUUAAUAGAUCACCGAAAAACGAAUCUAACUAUAUUGAAGAACUUUCCAAAGACGUGGAAAGUCUUAGAUUUGGUCCCGCUCCAUCGACCCCUAACAAAAUAAGCCAAGCUACCAACAAUUCUUUUAUGUCAAUUUGCAGCAACUCUCCGGGAUCCUCCCCCAAGCGCAAUAAGGUCAUUUUCAACAAGGAGAACACUGCUCCUUCUACUCCAAGCAGACAUAGUAUGAUUCCCCAGCUUUAUACUACUCCUAAGACCGUCACUCAUCAACAAUUCCGUUCUCCUGGAAGAAUUGGCAGAGAGUUCUAUAAAAAGGCCAACAGUCCGAAAACUAAGCGUUUAGUUACCGUUUGCCAGAUGUAUUUCUUGGAUUAUUACUGUGAUCUGUUUGAUUACGUGAUCAGCAGAAGAGAUCGGAUUAAGCAGGUUGAAGAGAUUCUGGAUGGACUUCCAUUUCAAGAAAGAUCAUUACAAUGGAACAACUAUGUUGGAAGAGAGAGAGCUUUCCUGCGAAAAAAGAGGACUAAGCCAAGAAAUAAGGACUUCCAUAUAGUCACUCAGGUUGGUCAAGGUGGAUACGGACAGGUUUUCCUUGCCAAGAAGAAAGAUACCAAGGAGAUAUGUGCUUUGAAAGUGUUGAAUAAAAAGCUACUGACCAGAACAGACGAGACCCGUCACGUAUUGACAGAGAGAGACAUUUUGACCAAUACACGGUCAGAAUGGUUAGUCAAGUUGUUUUAUGCUUUUCAGGACACAGAUAAUGUCUACAUGGCGAUGGAAUUCGUUCCAGGAGGAGAUUUUAGGACUUUGUUGAAUAACGCAGGUUAUUUGAUUCCACAGCAUGCCAGAUUCUAUGUCAGCGAGAUGUUUGCAGCAGUCAAUUCACUCCAUCAGUUGGGUUACACUCAUCGAGAUUUGAAGCCUGAGAACUUCUUGAUCGAUGCCAAAGGUCAUAUUAAGUUAACUGAUUUUGGAUUGGCAGCCGGUUCCAUUUCCACGGAUAGAAUUGAAAGCAUGAAGAUGAGAUUGAACCUGGUGAAAGAUCUGGAGUAUAGACCAACAGAGCGAACCAUGAGAGAACGGCAAGAGCAAUAUAGAUCACUAAGGGCCAGAGACAUUCACUAUGCGAAUUCUAUAGUGGGAUCUCCCGAUUAUAUGGCGUUAGAGGUUCUGGAAGGAAAGCCUUAUGACUAUACUGUUGAUUACUGGUCGUUAGGUUGUAUGCUAUUUGAGGCGUUGGUGGGAUACACGCCGUUUUCAGGUGGCAGCUCAGAUGAAACUUACGCAAACUUGAAGAGCUGGAAAGCUGUGUUGAAAAGGCCCAGAUACGAGAACGGAAGAUAUGUGUUUAGCGAUAGAACGUGGCAAUUGAUCACUCGAUUAAUAGCCACGCCUGACGAAAGGUUAAGAACAUUCAAGCAGGUAAUGGCUAUGCCGUACUUUUCAGAUGUCAACUGGGACAAUCUGAGAGAGAGGGUUCCUCCAUUUACUCCUCAAUUGGAUAACGAGGAAGAUGCCGGUUACUUUGACGAUUUCACUUGCGAAGAUGAUAUGGCAAAGUAUAAAGAUGUUAUUGCAAAGAGAGAACGCGACGAGAAAAUAGCACAGAGUAGUAUCAAGGCGGAUCAGAAAAGCUUUGUUGGUUUCACAUUCAAGCACAGAGACAAUCCUGGAACCAAUUCCGGAAACAUACUCUCUCCAAUUCUUCUCAAUGGCAGGUCUCAAGGUAACGACUCCGAAUUUGGCCGUUGGAACGAGCCAUUUGGUACUUUAUAUUGA
This is a messenger RNA of Brettanomyces nanus, 1800 nucleotides long. It is a transcript of the gene DBF2, whose product is annotated as serine/threonine-protein kinase dbf2. The transcript has a single exon. Gene Ontology annotation, cellular component: spindle pole body. Bases 1 to 1800 code for a protein of 599 amino acids. Gene Ontology annotation, molecular function: protein serine/threonine kinase activity; ATP binding. The record is from RefSeq and is a predicted model, not a curated record. Gene Ontology annotation, biological process: peptidyl-serine phosphorylation; intracellular signal transduction. NCBI's taxonomy places the organism in Eukaryota, Fungi, Ascomycota, Pichiomycetes, Pichiales, Pichiaceae.